Molecule: messenger RNA, 492 nt
Organism: Dovyalis caffra
Lineage: Eukaryota; Viridiplantae; Streptophyta; Magnoliopsida; Malpighiales; Salicaceae
Source: the annotation of a GenBank genome assembly
AUGGUUAGAACUUCACCAGAUCCGGAAGUGAAAAAGAGAAAAAACAGCGAGUGUGGGAAACAUGUGAAGAAAAAGAAAUUAAAAGAGGCGGUGCAUGAGCUGCAUGCUAUUCGUGAAGAUAAUGAGCAGAUCAAGAGUGAAAAGAAUUUCAUGAUUCAGAACCUGCAACUUAUGCAGGUUGGGAUCGAACAGCAGAAAGCUGAAUUUUGCGUUUCGCAGAACAAAGCAAUCACUGCACAAGAAAACAUUGUGGAGACUUUGUGGCAAGAGCUACUGACUCAGCAUCUUAUGGCAGGAUCUAACCAGCUUGAAGUUGCUGCGCAAUGUUCUGUGUCGUCUCUAAAUGCUGGUUGGGAUGAUAGGAUGCCAUCUAAAGCGAAGCAGUCAUCGGAUUGCAUCAUUGAGCUAAAACAUCGUCAGAUGGUGCUGAAAAUGAAGAUUGAUCUUUUAUGCAAAAUGAUCAUCAAUGACGAAUCCAAAAAACAAGCAUGA